This is a messenger RNA of Leptonychotes weddellii (Weddell seal), 3136 nucleotides long. It is a transcript of the gene CCDC3, whose product is annotated as coiled-coil domain containing 3. Gene Ontology annotation, cellular component: extracellular region. The record is from RefSeq and is a predicted model, not a curated record. Lineage: Eukaryota; Metazoa; Chordata; Mammalia; Carnivora; Phocidae. Gene Ontology annotation, biological process: negative regulation of gene expression.
GCCGCCCGCGGCUGUCAGCUGCCCUCCGAGUGGAGACCCCUGAGCGAGGGCUGCCGCGCCGAGCUGGCCGAGAUCAUCGUGUACGCCAAGGUGCUGGCGCUGCACCAGGAGGUGCACGGCCUGUACAACUACCUGCCGUGGCAGUACGAGGCCAGCGACGCGGGGCUCUUCUACUCGGCCGAGAUCGAGAUGCUGUGCGACCAGGCGUGGGGCAGCAUGCUCGAGGUGCCCGCGGGCUCCAGACUCAACCUCACUGGCCUGGGCUACUUCUCGUGUCACUCCCACACCGUGGUCCAGGACUACUCGUACUUCUUCUUCCUCAGGAUGGAUGAGAAUUAUAAUCUCUUGCCUCACGGAGUCAAUUUCCAAGAUGCCAUCUUUCCAGACACUCAAGAGAACAGAAGGAUGUUUUCCAGCCUUUUCCAGUUUUCGAACUGUUCUCAAGGGCAGCAGUUGGCAACUUUUUCCAGUGACUGGGAGAUCCAGGAAGACAAUAGGCUCAUGUGUUCGUCAGUGCAGAAAGCUCUGUUUGAGGAGGAGGACCAUGUCAAGAAACUGCAGCAGAAGGUGGCCACUCUGGAGAAGCGGAACAAACAGCUUCGGGAUCGGGUGAAGAAGGUCAAGAGGUCAUUGAGGCAGGCACGGAAGAAUGGUCGCCACCUGGAGCUGGUGAACCAGAAGCUCAGCGAGAAGUUAGCAGCUGCAGCAGGUGCCCUCCCACACAUUAAUGCCCUGGGGCAGGAGCCACCAGGUGCCACGUACCUGCGGGGGUAACAGGGACUGGGUAAUGGCCUAGCCUGGCUCUGCUGGAACAUGUUGCCUCUUGCCAGGGAAUGUAAAGUGAUGGUAGGUUUUAAUGUGCACAUAGGUCAAAAAAUCUUGUAGAUGAUGUUUUUAAUAUGCGUUUGGUAGUGCCUAGUUACUUGAAGGGGCAAGUCUUGCUAAUUUUCUUAGUUGCUGGGCUCCUUCCCCUCUCUGCCUUGCUCCCAGACCUAGUGCUUUCACUAGUGCACGAUCCUGGAAUGUCAUGUGCUUGCCUAGGGCCUGUCUCCAGCUUUCAGGAGCACACUGGAAAGUGUACUUACUAUGGAAAGAAUAUUUUAGAAUCUCUAGAUGUAUGAGAAUCAAGGGUUUCAACCUUCAGAAGAGAGGCAGUGGGAUCUCCAGGUCUGGGCUCCAGGACCAUCAUUAGUUAGAGAAGGGAUCAGCAGCAAGUCUUGGAACCUUCUGGUGUCUCCUUUGCCAGUUUUGGAAGGAGGAAGGCAGGCUUGCAAAGCACCCAAGGAUGCCUGCAAAUAUAUAUAUAUGCAUGGUGUCCUUACUCCAGCCAGCAUUUCCUCACAGCUGAAGCAUUGGCGGGGGGCGGGGGCAUGGCAGCAGGUAAUUGAACAAGAUGAAUUAUACCCAAUUUCCAACACCAGUUACCCAGAGUUAAAGAGGAUACCUGUGGGUCACUUUAGUCUAAAGGAGAAUUGCCUUUGUGGACUGGUCAUGUUUUACCAAACCAUGUUCCUGAGUUGGGAAGAGCCUGAGCAAUAUCUCAGCCCCUACUAAAUGCAGAUUUACUGCUUGCUCAUUAACUCCUUCCAGCUGCUUGGAAUUUGAGGUAAAUUGACCCAGUACACUAUUAACUUCUGUUCUGCAAAGAUACCUCCAUACCUAUUGGAAUCAAGUGACCGUGCCUCAUUCCCAUCCAGGCACCCAAAGAGCUUGUUCCAGGCAGUUCUGCAGAGUCUCGAUGCAAGCAUUUUCACCACCUAAGUAAAUUGGCUGUAAGGCAAUUUUGCUGUCAGAGAGAAAAUAACUGAUUGGUUUCAUUUCUCUGUUGACAAACUACGUUCCCAUUUUUCUGUUACAUGAAUCUUAGCCCUCCUAAUGGUCUAUGACCAGUAUACAUGGUGGUCUUAAAACAGUGGAUGAUAACUCCAUAUAUCAACUUGAUAGAAAAUACAGUAACUGGAAGUGUGAAAUAAGACUAUAAGGCCAGAUUGCAUACCAUACUGUAAUACAGAGUGGUAGUUUAUCAGUUAUAAAAGCUGUAAUGCAUUUCUGAGUUCUUUUGUAUGUCCCAUAGAACUUUUGAACAUGUAUUGAUAGACAUGCAUCAUUAUGCUAAGAAUGAACAGUAAUGUAAAAGCUUUCAUAGUGUAAUACAAAGUUCAGUUACAAAUAUGCAUCCUAGGAUUUGGAAAAUGGGUACUUCUCUUAAAAAGGACAUAAUGAAGAAAUUAGUAAGGUGCCUCUUUUAUUUUUUGUUAUUUUAUCUCUUAUGGCCAAAUUGCCUUCUGGCCAAUGAGUUAUGCAGUGAAAAUGCUUGUGGCAAAGAUGCCUAUGGUGGAAAUACCAGACAGGGUCCAGGCAUUCCAAUCUCUGCUUCUGUAUGCACACACUUCCCACCCACCAGGGCUGUCCAACCCUGGGAGUAAUUGAGCCCACUUGACAGUGUGUCUCUCAGAGCACUUCACCCUGUUUGGAAAGAAACCUUUAAAGACAGUACUACGAGUAAGAAGAGUAUCCAUUAUAUAGAACAUCUGAGCCCUUAAUUUAGGUACAUUUGAACCAGUUGCAGUUUUGUUCUUAAGAAGGCAACUGAGUGAGCGUCUUGUGAUCGUCUUCUCGUGGACCUCCAAAUCUACAAGUCUCUUUUCCGUGUUGUCCCAGAUAGAACCUUCAGGUUCCUCAUCAGGAAAUCUCCCCCUAGACCACUCCAGACACUGCAGCACCUGAUUAUGUUGUCCUGUCCAUUGGAAAUGGCAAUUAUAUUAUCAGAUUUCCCUUCCACUGCCUUUAGGAAAACCGCAUUCUUCUUGCUCUGGCAGCUGGUUUGGGAGGACGGCCCUGUGUCACUUGAGGCUACUGCUUAGAGGGGAGAUGUCUGCACUCUGGACAGGAAUAGAAUGGCAGCUUUACUUCUUUUCCAAGCUUCUGCUGCUCCUUUAUUAGCUGUAUCCUUCAUAGUAUGGUACAAUAGUUUAGUCUUUCUGGGGCCAUUUCGUUAAAGCACUUUUGCUUCCACCCAAGGGAAUGACAAGCCUCAAGGUGAUUUACAGCUAGUGUUUUGAGAACUGUGGAACCUGGACCACUACAGCUGCAUUAUGUUCUGCCUUUUUAAUAAAUAGCGGUGUUUCAGCCACAA